This is a messenger RNA of Chroicocephalus ridibundus (black-headed gull), 570 nucleotides long. Its product is annotated as immunoglobulin gamma-1 heavy chain-like. The annotation marks the transcript as partial. The transcript has a single exon. Gene Ontology annotation, molecular function: antigen binding. Gene Ontology annotation, biological process: immunoglobulin mediated immune response. Gene Ontology annotation, cellular component: blood microparticle. NCBI's taxonomy places the organism in Eukaryota, Metazoa, Chordata, Aves, Charadriiformes, Laridae. The record is from RefSeq and is a predicted model, not a curated record.
CCCCAGUCCGGACCCCAGGAGCCAGCCGGGAACCCUGCACGGAGCCCAGCUCCUCGCGUGGGGCAGAAACCCAACACCUGGAGUCAUCUAUGGGCACCUUGUUGUCCCCCGGCCCCGAGCCCAGACCCCUGCAAGGGCUCCGGCUUCGCCUUCAGCUGGUUCGCAAUGAACUGGGUGCGACAGGCGCCCGGGAAGGGGCUUGAGUUCGUCGCAGGUAUUAACAGUGAUGGUGGUAGCACCUUCUACGCGCCGUCGGUCAAGGGGCGCUUCACCAUCUCCAGGGACAACUCCCAGAGCACGCUCACGCUGCAGAUGAACAGCCUCCGGGACGACAACACGGCCACCUACUACUGCGCGAAAUGUAGUGAUGGUGGUUGUUAUUAUGGUGGUGGCACCAGCCCCGACACCGUGUCCCACCUUCCCUGUGUUGGGUCCCCUCAUCGACCGAUUUUGCCCCAGACGUCGACCAUUUUUGCCCCAAAUCUCAACCAUUAUCAUCAAACCCUGACCGAUUUCUCACCAGACCUCCAUGGUUUCACUCAACUCUUGACUAUUUGCCACAAACCUUGA